AAAGCGGGGAGUCUCCUCAGCUUCCUGCUGGAAUGUCCCGCCGCCAGAGGAGGGAGAAAAGGCGCGCGCGGCCCCCGAGCAGAUGCACGAGCUGUGGUGGAAAACACCGAACUGUCGCUAAUCGGGAUUAAACGGGAACUCUGGCGGGGAAAGAAAGAGCGCAGGAUUAACAGAAGAGGUGUUUAAAAGGAGGCGGGGCUCCCAGAAUCACCUGGAAGGCUUCAGCGGUGCUUUCAAGGCCAUGAGAUCUGCUGAAGAACACGCUCAACUCAUCAGUAAAAUGAAUGAGCUGAUAAAGGACAGCCUGCAGACGGAGGACGCCGACGGAUCAGACGACCUCUACUCACCUGUAAACGAGGGGGAGGAGUUUGACGAGAGCGUCCUCCUGGAGGAGCUGGAGAAGCUGGAGAAGAGUCUGGAUGAGAGUCUGUUUGAGGCGGACAGGAAGGAGCAGGAGGUUCUGGCUGCGUCUCCGUCCAAUCACGCCAAGCUGGAGGAGGAGGACAUCGCAGAGGACCUGGAGUAUCUCCGGCAGUGGGCCAACUCCCUGUGACUCGACCCGACUCGACCUGACUCGACUCGACCUGACUCGACUUUACUUGACUUGACUUGACUUGACCUGACUCGACCCGACUCAACUCAACCCGACUCGACCCGACUCGACUUGAUUCAACUCGACCUGACCCGACUCGACUUGACUCGACCUGACCCGACUCGACCCGACUCGACUUGAUUCAACUCGACCUGACCCGACUCGACCUGACCCGACUCGACUUGACUCGACCUGACCCGACUCGACUCGUGCAGGAGAGGAGAUGAUUGACACAACAAGCAGCAGCUGGAAUGAGUUCUGUAAACAUGGGUUCACGUUCAGCAAAUGGUACCAAUGAACCCAAAGGAAGUUCUGGUUUCUCAGCAUGAGCAGAACUUCUCACUAACGUUCCAGAUUCAUCCUCCUGAUCCAGUUUGAGUUUCCUGUUAUUUCCUCUAAAUGUUUGAUUCUUUCAUAGUUUUGGAAUAAACAGCAAAUCGAGCGUC
Oryzias melastigma (Indian medaka) is the source of this 1038-nucleotide messenger RNA. Its product is annotated as charged multivesicular body protein 4b. The record is from RefSeq and is a predicted model, not a curated record. The transcript is spliced from 5 exons. The coding region runs from base 242 to 553 and encodes 103 amino acids. NCBI's taxonomy places the organism in Eukaryota, Metazoa, Chordata, Actinopteri, Beloniformes, Adrianichthyidae.